This is a messenger RNA of Pseudo-nitzschia multistriata, 2115 nucleotides long. The record is from the annotation of a GenBank genome assembly. Lineage: Eukaryota; Bacillariophyta; Bacillariophyceae; Bacillariales; Bacillariaceae.
CUCAAGAUCAAUUUCAGUAUGCCGACAAAAUCUUGGCAUUAGAUAUGGUUGGCGGUUGAUUGGUGCAUAGAAGACGACUUGAACACCACAACAUACGACAGAGGUCGAGAACCUUACCACAAAGGAAGAAAAUGGGUCAACCACCCUACGAAACGAGCGACAACCCCACGAGUGAAAAUCGCACUAGCUGUCGGGAUAGAACUGCAUCCACUGCUACAAUGGCAAACGAAUGUUUGUCCGUCGAAAAUGUCACGAGAGCAGCUGCCCGAGGAACUCUUUUCACUCUUGUGCUUCGUUUGAUUUCCUUCGUUUGCACGCAGCUUACUAUCCGCGCCCUCGACCCAUCGACGCUCGGAACAAGCAUCCAACUGGAAUUGAUUCUAACGACGAUUUUGUUCAUAAGCCGCGAGGGCUUUCGGUUAGCACUUACUCAGAACGUGGUGCCAGAAAAUCAGACGGUAGGUUCAAAACAAGCUUUAGCCGAUUUUUUUAUGAACUGUACAUUUUUGUUCUCAAUUUGUAUUACAUUCUACGCUUUUUUGUGCAGGUAGCUUGGUUAACCAUUCCAGUGGUUACCUUCAUUUCGGGAACAACCAUGAUAUGGCAUUUGCUUUUCGCAACAUCCAGCGACGAGGUUGCCACGGACUAUCGAAUAGCAGGGGUAUUAUACUGCAUCGCCUCAUGGGUAGAGGGGAGUGGUGAACCCGCGGUGCUCUUCUUUUUGCGGAAAUUAGAGGUUCCCCCCCGGGUAGAGGCAGAGGGAAUUGCCACAGUAGCAAAGACCGUUGCGACGGCGGUGGGAAUUCAGUUUUUGCCCUCGUCGUGGACCAUAACGGCAUUCGGUUUGGCACAGCUAGUCUAUGCUACAAUCUACACUUUUUACUUGUACGGCAGGGCCCUCUCAACGCCCGACUGGAACGAGGCCGGGUCGCCUCCGUCGUCGCUGUCGGUAUUUCUCAGCGGUCUCGACGGGAAUACGUGUUACACGACCUUUGUGUACACGAUUCAAGGAUUUUUCAAGCACAUGCUGACCGAAGCCGACAAGAUCGUUUUGACAGCCAUGUCUGAUAGCUACAACCAAGGAGUGUAUGCAAUGGGUGCAUCGUAUGGUGGCAUGGCUGCGCGUAUCCUUUUGCAACCUCUCGAAGAGAAUGCUCGGUUGCUGUGGAGCCGAUUGGCGAGCGAAUCCGACAAACACAACACUGUUCACCAGAACGACCUCUUUCGAUCCUAUACAACGCUUGUAAAGCUUGUUCUGUAUGUUGGGCUCGUAUUUGGCUGCUUUGCUGUUCAUUAUACUGGGCUUCUUCUCAACAUAUUGGCUGGACGGACAUGGGGAUCCAACAUCGAGGCUUCCAAUAUUCUGGCUGGCUUUUGUGUAUACACUUCGUUUCUGGCCCUCAACGGGAUGACGGAAGCGUUCGUCUACGCUGUUGGUGGUGGUGACACCGCUGCAACAGAAAUGACAAAACUGGGAUUGGUGCACACGGCGACCGGUGUGGCGUUUGCCUCUACUGCAUACCUCUUUGUGGGUCGCUAUGGGACGCUUGGGAUAGUUAUUGCAAACUGUGUGGCAAUGUUCAUUCGAUCGCUAUACUCGUUGCAUUUUGCAGUGGCAUACUUUUCGAAAUCACAAACAGGUGAGCGAUCACCGCUACUGCUCGAUCUCUGUCCGCACCCAGUAGUUUUGGCAGCGUUUGCCCUUGCAUGGCUAGCUACUCGGUUGUCGCUAGAAAACCUUGCCGCGAACGGCUUUCAUCUUCGAUUGGAAAUUCGAAACAGCGAUUGGUUGGUGCAGACGGGGUGGCACGUAGUCACUGGAAUCGUGUUCCUCGCUGGCAUCGUGCUGUUGGUCGGAACAUUCGAAAGGCGUUUCAUUAAAUCAUUGAAAAACAUGGUCCAAAACAGAAAGAGCAAUUCGAAGGACCAAAAAGCAACACGGCAAAAACAAGACUAAGAACGAUAGACAAUUGACGAGCCAUGGGCGGAUCCUUUCGUCCUCUACUGUGAAGUCGCACCUCUUUGUGACUACUACGUCCACAGGUGCCGGCAAUGAAGACAGAAUAGUUUCGUUCUACUCGGCUCCACUAACGUAAAUAAUAUAUAUUGUUCAAG